AUGUCCUGGCCCUGGUGGCUGCAGUCGAUGGUGACGCCGUGCCUAACCUGCGAGCCUUGCCGUCCAGACCAGGACAGCUCCUUUGGUGACCGGCGGCGCAACUCCAGACAGCGAAGCAGGCGACCCACGCUGCCGCGUCCACUGCAGCUCCACAGCGGAAGGCAUCGAGUGGAAGUGGUCUCCUCACCCUUGGCAGGGCUUCAAGGCCUCGUGGGCUAUCACUCCUCUGUGCUGGUGGAUGGGGAGGAAUACUAUUUCACGCCAAGCGGGAUUCGUUGUUACCCAAGACUUACCAGCCACCGGAAAGCGCGAGGUGUCCAAAGGAAGCAGGUGGGCGAGAGCCCAUUGGGUGGCACCGCUUUGCUCGACGUGCUGAGCAAAGACUUCCAGCCUCAAACUUAUGACCUGCUCCGCAAAAAUUGCAACAACUUCACGGACUGUGGGCUCUUGCUGCUCACGGGCCACCGCCUAGACGCCCACCUCCGCUUGGUGGAGGGGCUGGGUGCCGCUGCCGAAACACUGCAUCUGGUUCAAAUUUUAAGUGGUGGGCGAUACGAACCGAACGACAAGGCUGAGGAUUACGACCAUGAUGAAACCAUCGCGCGAGUCUCAGCCACAAUUUUGCAAGAUGUUGCAGUACGGCCCCAAGCUCUGGCAGCAGGCUUGAAGCACGUAGGCCAUAGGUGGCGAUGUUGGCUUCUCUUUGCCCUGGGUAUUCGAAGCAGCAUGUUCUGCAACAUCUUGCAGCCUAGUUCGAGCAGACUUCCGAGGAGGCAGGGCAGCUGGAUUGAGGUGUCUGAAUCGGCAGCUUUGGAGGCAGCUGAUAACGCCACCGUUCUACCCGUGUUUCCGCUUUCUAGCAUCUACUGGCCGGGCACGGAAGCGCGAUUGAACAUCAUCGACCCUGCAUACAUCAAGAUGUACGAUGAUAUCUUGCUCUCUGGUUCGCGCCGAUUCGUUGUGCCAUAUACUCGAUCCUUGCCCGGCGGACGUGUGAGAUAUGCAGAGAUGGCACCGAAGGACCGGCGUCUGUUCCACAUCGGCUCGCUGCUGUAUCUCACAGAUCUGCAAGAGGUGAGCAGCCAAACUGGCGACAGAGUCAAGUACGUCGUGAGCCACGAGGUCCAAGGACGCGUGAGGCUGCUUCGCUUGCUGAAUCCCUCUGCCUUGUUUGAAACCGACAGUGAGGGCAACAAGGUCAACUAUCUCCAGGCGGAAGUGGAGAUGCUUCCUGAGCAGCCGGAGGAGGAAAUGCCAGAAAGUCCAAGGCCGAAGAUAUGGAGGGACAAUCUUUUGGCAUCAUGGCGACAGCUGCACAACUUGUCCCAGCAAUUCGAAGAGCCCCGCGUGGGCGAGGACUUCUUUGUAAAGAUUGGGCCAAAUGUGUCCACCUGGGUCUUGUCUGCUGCUUGGCAGGAGCUGCAGGUAGCCACACAAGUGGACCGCGGCCAAAAGCGGGCCUUGCAGGAUGUUGAGCAGUUUCUGAAGGCCAUGAAGGAGAAGGACUCGAAAAUCUCCGGCCAGGAAGCCCUCCAACGAGUCCCACGCGGCCUGCUGCGAGCUCUGUCCGGCAACGUAGAGCUUUCCUCGGACUUUUGGGAGCCCCUCCUGCAAAUACUGGCGACUGACGGCCCGGAGGAGAGAGGGCAACUCUUGUUGGAGCUCAUACAGAACGAGCUCAAGCUUUCCAGCACGCGCUUGUCCUUGAAACAGGCUUUGUCUGACUAG
Messenger RNA from Symbiodinium sp. CCMP2456, 1728 nucleotides. NCBI's taxonomy places the organism in Eukaryota, Dinophyceae, Suessiales, Symbiodiniaceae. The record is from the annotation of a GenBank genome assembly.